GGGCACGGUGAAGACUACUCGGCGGAGCUGAAAAAUGGCGAUGGCACCCUGAGCGCGAGCAAACUAAUUGGAGGCGGUGGCCGGUGCGAGCGAGCACAGCACACGCGGCGAGAGAAGCGGCGGCGGCGGCGGCGGCGGCGAGAUUCAAGGUGGUGGGGUCCAGCCGGCUAGGCUCAGCCCCUGAGGAACGCGUGGCUCUCGAGGGUGGGAGAAGAUCUAAGCGAGCCGCCGCUUGAGUGUGUCGCGGCCGCGGUGUGUGUGCGCGCGCGAGUGUGUGACAGACAGACGGCUGCGGACAGGUGAGAACGCCAGGCGGCCGCCUCAUGAUUGAUCGGCGAUGCCGCGUCCGAGCCGAGAGUCGUACGGCGACCAGAAGCCGCCCUACUCGUACAUCUCGCUGACGGCCAUGGCCAUAUGGAGCUCGCCGGAGAAGAUGCUGCCGCUGUCCGACAUCUACCGCUUCAUCAUGGACCGCUUCCCGUACUACCGCAAGAACACGCAGCGCUGGCAGAAUUCGCUGCGGCACAACCUGUCCUUCAACGACUGCUUCAUCAAGAUCCCACGGCGGCCGGACAGGCCCGGCAAGGGCGCCUACUGGGCGCUGCACCCCUCCGCGCUCGACAUGUUCGAGAACGGCAGCUUCCUCCGACGCCGCAAGCGUUUCAAGCUCAAGCCCAAGGACAUGGCGUCGACCGCGGUGUCACAGGUGGUGCCGCCCCCGCCGCCUCCGCCGCCCAAGACCACCCCCGGCAGCAGCUGGAAGAACAACUUCAGCAUCGAGAACAUUAUUUCGGCAUCGCCAUCGCCUCCGGAGGCAUCAGCGCUGCAGCCCCCGGUGGCCAUGCCGCAGCCCAUGCUGCCCCCGAGCUUCUUCUGCCACCAGCAGUUCCUACAGCCGCUGCUCGCCUUCCACCCGGCCCUGAUGGCCUUCUCCGCGGCCGCUGCGGCCGCCUUCUCCGCGCCGGGCAUGCACAUGCCGCUAAGGCCGCAGCCGCUGGCCCUGCCGCCCCCGCUCUUCGGGCACGGCAUGCUGCCGUACACGCCGCCCCAGCUGCUGCCGCCCCCGCGCAGGCCGGCCGCCGCCGCCGACGAGGAGGACGCGGUCUCGUCCGCCUCGUCCGACGCCUCCCUCGGCAGCAAGUCUUUGGAGCCCGACGAGACGUGACCAACCGGACACAGUUUCUGUAGGUGAAGUGACGAUAUAUACCAGACAAUUUUAACUCUCGCUUGUGAUCUCUUGUUGCCUGCUGUGAAAUUUUGAAUAAUCGACUCCUGAAUUCGCGCGGAAAACCUUUAUAGAAAUGAAUAUUCAACAUAAUCGAUCGUAUAUGAGAUCAACCAAAGAACCCCAGAUUAAUCGUUUUUAAAUGUUCGCCAAAGAUUUGUUAAUUCCCGCACGAACAAGUUGGUGCUUACAGUUUCUUCAGCUCGUGCAAAACAAAAAAUUAAUUUGUUAUCAGUAAAUCACAUUUGAUAAUAACCGUCAUUGUUACAUAAUUUUCUGAUCAAAUGUAAAUAGUUUAAUAUUUAUUCAAGAUAGUAUCGUGAAAAGGAUUUUUGUAAAAUUAUAAUAGCACUGCUAACUUAUCAAAAAAAUCGCCCAAUGACACUUUUUAUACUUUUUGAAGCUGUGCAUGCAAGUUCUAUUGAAGCAAAGUGAUAAAACUGACACGGUUGAUAAAAAGCAAUAUGUGACUUUUGAGCAGUGGAAAUUAAAAACAAAUAAGCUGUUAUUACUUCGCUGACAAUCUGCGCGUAUUUGAUAAGAAUGGCAUCCACUGAUUCGGUUCUUUUUUCGAUCAGCUGUAAUGAGAACUGUUAGAUUACACUCCUUAUUUAUUAGUGUACAUAAUACUGCCGAAAAUUGCGUGCGUUGUUAUAACUGCUGGGCGCCUGUGCAAAACAAUAAAAAUAUGAUUGAAAAGAUA
Molecule: messenger RNA, 1928 nt
Organism: Cloeon dipterum
Lineage: Eukaryota; Metazoa; Arthropoda; Insecta; Ephemeroptera; Baetidae
Product: forkhead box protein B1-like
Exons: 1
Coding region: 338-1165 (275 amino acids)
Biological process (GO): regulation of transcription by RNA polymerase II; cell differentiation; anatomical structure morphogenesis
Molecular function (GO): DNA-binding transcription factor activity, RNA polymerase II-specific; RNA polymerase II cis-regulatory region sequence-specific DNA binding
Source: RefSeq, a predicted model, not a curated record